AUGACAGUUAAUGGCUUAUUGAGAACGUCUAGAAUAUUGCAAGCUGGAAAACAUUUGUAUUUGGGAAACUACCGCGACUUCAGUCUGUAUGAAUUCGCAGCUCCACCGAGAUUGCAACACGUUAUUGUACCAGUGGAAAAGGAAGUGGGAGUGAGAAGUAAAUUGAGCCCAAAAUGCCAAUCAGUGUUUAAACACAUGGAUGAUCCACUAAAACACCUCAACGGAGAUGACCCCUACACACCUCAGGUAACAAUAGACGAUCUCACACCGGAAGGGAAAGUGCUGAGAGGAACAGGAAUGCACGGACCAGAAAGAACAGAUGUGUUCAGAUUGGUGCUUUACAACAGACUAAAGGUGCGACAGCUACAAAGGCUGGUACCAAGCGCAAAGGAAUCCAUAGAAGAUCACAAAGUAACAAUGGCCUCAGCAUGGUUCACAAUCUCAUCCAUGGCAGCAAUGGCAUUUAUGUUUAAAUACGGGCUGGAUUACGCCCUGUAUCACGGACAUUACCCAUGGACUCCAGCAAGAACGGACGGUACGAAGGGACCAGGACCAAUGUACUGGUUCAUAGUGUAA
This is a messenger RNA of Theileria orientalis strain Shintoku, 576 nucleotides long. RefSeq lists its product as hypothetical. The coding region runs from base 1 to 576 and encodes 191 amino acids. NCBI's taxonomy places the organism in Eukaryota, Apicomplexa, Aconoidasida, Piroplasmida, Theileriidae. The record is from RefSeq and is a predicted model, not a curated record. The transcript has 2 exons.